Messenger RNA from Carica papaya (papaya), 3298 nucleotides. The record is from RefSeq and is a predicted model, not a curated record. Lineage: Eukaryota; Viridiplantae; Streptophyta; Magnoliopsida; Brassicales; Caricaceae.
GUGGUGUCCAGUGGCUACGGGCUUUUGCUUCAUGAUCUAUGGCUUGAUGGGGAUCAAUUGGGUGAUUGCGGGAUCUAUUAUUGAGGAGUUGUGGGCCUGGGAAGGGCUUGAUAGGAAAAGAAACACUGUAAAGCCAUGACUGUUUUUUAGAUUCUUUGGAAGGAAAGAAAUUGUAAAGCGUUUGAGGGUAAGGAAACUUACCUGUACAGGUUAAAGGACAAAUGUCUCCACUAUUUUGGUUUUAUUUUAUUAGGUCACGAUAUUAUUAGAGAUGUGGAUUUUGGAAUCGUCAUAGAUAUUUUAACACACUUGUAAAUUUUUUGUAUAUGAGUCGUACUCCCUUUUGAUGCCUUGUUAAUAUAAUUCUCACACUUUUUAUUUAAAAAAAAAAUGGUGGCGUGGAUCGGUGUUCAUGAUUCUAACCACAUCGGGAGCAGUUAAAUCUGUGUGUUUGGAUGGAUUGUGCAACUAAGGGACAGAAGCACGGUUAGGGUUUGCGUGAAUGCAAGGAGGUAGCUUCUGGUGAAGCAGAGAGUGGCACAGAGGAGCAGGCGGCUAGUGGACAACCAUGUCUUCGCAUCUCACUUAUCACUUCUGGUGGCGUAGCCACGUCUGAGCAACAGGAUGGAUGAUAGACUAUGGAACUGCUGGCAGACAAUGCGCGACUGUAGCUCUAUUCAUGUGGCAAAGGGGAAGUCGCGCAUUGUGCAGACAUAUGGUGGAGAUGCAGCUAGACAGGAAUGCACGUGACUGGAGAUGCGGCUGGAUCUGGUGUAGGUGAUGAAGGCUGGUUUGGCUGCUGCUGGUGGUUGGUGGCGGUGCUUGACGACUGAUCUAAGGUGGUAAGCUUAUGAAGGCUGGCCUAACAUCUUCAGGAUUUUUCUUUUCUAUUUCUCAAUAAAAACUGAAUUAGGAUUUAUAUAAGAGUAUAGAAUUUCUUUAUGCAGGGUUUUGAUACUAUAUUAAGAAUGUUGGAUGUAUUUUUUUAUUGAAUAUCACAACUCUAUAUAUACAGAUUUUCUCUGAUGAAAAAGAAAGUAGAUAAUUAAUUGUAUAAGGUGUAUUUGCCUUUUAUACCCUUUAACUUAAUUUAUUCUUUCUCCUACAUUAUUCUUAAGCAAUCAAAACAUAUUUUAUAAUCUUCAUUUCAAUGAAGGGCUUCACAUUUUUUUAUUAAUGCUGGGUAGUCAAGCAAAUGGAUAGAGAUUAUUUAGGGGACUGAACCAAUAGAAAUCUUUCUGUUAAUUUUAUUCAUAUUACUUUUAGUUUACUUUAUUCUAAAUUCAUUUUUUUCUGCCCUUAUAAAAUUAGAUCAUUUUAUUUGGAUCCUUAUUCACCUCUCUAGGUGCUCACCAUUUGCACUAACGUUUAGCACUUUAGUUUAUCUUCUUUUAUCCCCUUACAUCUCUUUUCCUUCUAAAUUUUUUAAUACCCCUUAUAGUUCUCUUUUAUCCUCGUUGUCUUCUCUCCCCCUGUCCCUUUUUUUUAAGAUAGGAAUUUUUAGUUCAAACAUUCUUUUCUGUAGUAAAUUUAAGAAUGAUUCUUAGGAGCAUGCAAAAGUGCUUUUGAAAGUCAAUAGUUCUUGAAAUAUGGCACUUAAUGUAGGGAUCUCUAGAUCUCAAUUUGAGCUGUCAAUAGAAAAUUUUGCUUUUGUACCAUAUGGAGAUUUCAGAUAUUAUGUUCUUUUAUUUCACAGGCUAAAAUGAGUUUGUCAAAGGAUUUUCCUUUUAAGUGUGAAUGAAUAUACAUAUUCGCUAGGUAAUUGUCCGGAAUCUACUAGUAGAUGAUUUUUAUGAUUUUUUCUUUUUCUGGACAUAUAGCCUCAAUUUAUUAUCCUUCGUCUUACAUGCAUUUCUGUGUAGGUCUGAAGUUUGCAGUUUUAAGUGUUAGAUCUAUAUGAUCAUUUUGUUGUGCUAGCAGCUUCAUGUUAAUCGAUUCUAAUUUUACCAGCUUACAGACUUUGGGCUAUCCAAAAUUGGCCUUAUAAACCAGACAAUCAAUUUGUCAGGACCUGAGACAGACUUAACUAGCGCAUCAGAUGCCCAUAGUUUGUAUGCUCAACAAACAGAGGAUACAAAUCGACACUCUGCUGUUGGGACGCCUGACUACCUGGCCCCUGAGAUUCUUCUUGGGACUGAGCAUGGGUAUGCGGCAGACUGGUGGUCAGUGGGAAUAAUUUUAUUUGAAUUGAUCACUGGAAUUCCACCAUUCAGUGCUGAUCGUCCAGAGAUCAUAUUCGACAACAUUCUUAACAGAAAAAUCCCCUGGCCACAUGUUCCUGGUGAUAUGUCCUAUGAGGCUCAGGAUUUUAUUAACAGGUUCCUUAUUCAUGAUCCAAAUCAGCGAUUAGGAGCAAAUGGAUCUGCAGAGGUAAAAUCUCAUUCGUUCUUGAAAGGAGUCAACUGGGACAACCUUGCAUUGCAGAAGGCUGUGUUUGUACCGCAACCUGACAGUAUAGAUGACACGAGCUACUUUGUUUCACGAUUUAGUCAUAUAUCUUCUGGAGUGCCUGAUGAUGAACAUUGCAGCAAUUCUGGUGCUGACAGUUGUGACUUGUGUUCGGAUUCUGGAGAUGAGAUGGACGAAUGUGGUGACUUGACAGAGUUUGCUUCUUCAAUUGAUCUGUCACUCAUGAACUUCUCUUUCAAGAAUUUGUCACAGUUGGCAUCUAUCAAUCAUGAGGUGCUCUUACAGAAUGGGAAAGAUUCUACAAAAGGCUCCUCCUCCCCGUCAAAGGGUUUAGGAACAUGACUACAGUGUCAACUAUGCGCACAGGAAACAAGGUUUUAUGAUGGUGAAAAAUGAAAGAAGAAAAGAGUACCCGGGUAGAAAGAAAUGAUUCAGAAAAGAGUGCCUAAACUGCUACCUUAGGGAUUUUGGUGUCGGCAGAAAAUUAAACAGCCACAAGUUUUCCUCCCAUAGAAAUGCACGUCCUUUUCUUCUUUUUCACUCUCCUAGUAUCAUCAGGCAGUCUAAUACAGUUAGAAUAGCAUUGUUUUGUUCCCUUUCAGAGAUAUAGAAAUCUUUUCCAGUUAAAAAUAAUGAUUAUGUACGAGGAUAAUUAAUAUUAGAACGACAAUUUAAUGUAUAAACUAUAAGUUUCAAACUGUUUCCCACAAAUGGGGAAUAAUGUUGAUAAAAGAAGGAAUAGUAUAGUUCCGAUUUGGAUGUUGGCUUUACCAAAUUUCCGAGACACUUGGGAGUAUGUCUGUGCAGGCGUGUAUCUAUGUAUGAAAUAAUUUUAUCUGUUCCGAACAGGAUUUAUGACUUAACUAGUUGCUCUUGUUUCUUCUGAUAA